AUGACCACCUCAGCCACCCUGUCCACAAAAACCUUCAUCCCAGGCUGGACCUCCAAACCCUUCUCGACCCUCGCCCUCUCCGCCAGCGGCGUCCUCGCCCUCGCCGAUCUCCAAACCAUCGCCCAGCGCACCGCCCUCAGCGGCGGCGCCAGCUGGAUCGACACCUUCCUCCUCGCACCAGGCAUCCACUACCAACAAGCCGCCGACGAAUUGUACCGCAAGGGCCAAGCGGGCCCGAUUAUUGACGUUGUCGAUGAACUGGCGCCUUCGUCGGUGGUGUUUAAAUUGCAUAAUGCCGCGACGGCGAAUUAUAUCCAGAAGGUGGCUAAACCUGGCGAGACGGUGACGCUGGAUGUGGGGAGGGCGAUUGCGGGGAGUCAUCGGUAUAAGCUGCAUCGGUCGGAUAGUGGGAAGCAUGCUACGGCUUGGAAGGAGGGUGGGGGGGAUACGGAUUUGGGGUGGAUUUCGCAUGCGUUGUAUUUGAUGGGGCCGUUGUUGACUAUUACGGCUAUUGGGUUUAUUGUUGUUUUUAAGGAUUGGUGGGCAUUAACCUGCAUAUUCGGCCUCAUGCUCUCCCGCAUCCUCAACAUCUGGGUAAUCAAGCAACGCGCGGCCAAAACCCCCAAAACCGCCGACGCCUGCAUCGGUGUGGACGACAACGCCAGCCUCGACGGCCGCGGCGCCAGUGCCAGCGGUAGCAGCAGCGGAGGAUCCAACCCGCCCAAACAACGGCCCCAAUCCCCCUCCCGCCGCAACAGGACCCGCGGCGGACGGAUGUCCUUCUCCGGUACGCGGGAGCGUAUUUCCCAGUUUAUUGUAAGGAUUACGGAUGCGGAGCAGAGGAGUAUUGUGAGACUGCGUGGCAAGGCGAGUCAUAUUAAGGAGAUUACUAGUCAGCGGUGGCUCCGUAAGAAAACAAGUCUAGAAGGCUACUUCGAAGCAGCCGGAAAACUCCUUGUCUACCUAGUCGCCGCCUUCUCCGGCAACAUGACCCAAGUCGGCGGGUUCAUCAUGAUGUGUCUUCUCCUCAUCUCAGCCGGACUCCUCGCGCUAUCCAACUCCAAAGCCAAGAAAAUCGUUGUCAACGGUUUGGAAGUGGCCGUUGCUGAAAACCGCGUUUCGGUCGGCACUCAGACUAGUAAUACCAGCGCCGGUAACGGCGCCGGCGGUGCUGGUAAUGGAGGACAGGGAGGCCAGCAGAGGCGUGGUCCGGGCAAUGGACCCGCCGGUCCGCGACCGGGGCCGAAGCGUGAUCCGAGGGAUUAUACUAGUACUGGGGUUGGUACCAAUGAUCGGGGCCGGCCGGUGCAGGGGAGCGGGGCGGCUACGGGGGCGAUGAUGGGGUCUAAUGCUGCUGGGCCGAGUGGAACGAAUGCUGGACGCAAUGUGAAUACGGCUGAUUUGGCGGAACGGGGGCAGGUUGGGGGGGUUAGGUGGGAAGAGUGA
Dichotomopilus funicola is the source of this 1446-nucleotide messenger RNA. RefSeq lists its product as uncharacterized. The coding region runs from base 1 to 1446 and encodes 481 amino acids. The transcript has 3 exons. NCBI's taxonomy places the organism in Eukaryota, Fungi, Ascomycota, Sordariomycetes, Sordariales, Chaetomiaceae. The record is from RefSeq and is a predicted model, not a curated record.